Messenger RNA from Phacochoerus africanus (Common warthog), 1234 nucleotides. It is a transcript of the gene TM6SF1, whose product is annotated as transmembrane 6 superfamily member 1. NCBI's taxonomy places the organism in Eukaryota, Metazoa, Chordata, Mammalia, Artiodactyla, Suidae. Gene Ontology annotation, cellular component: lysosomal membrane. The transcript has 10 exons. The record is from RefSeq and is a predicted model, not a curated record. Bases 95 to 1207 code for a protein of 370 amino acids.
CGAAGGGCACUGCCGAGGGGCGCGGGCGCUGCCGGAAGCUGGGGCGGGGCGCCCGCGCGGGAUGCGGUGAAGGGCAAGCGGCGCGGCAGCGGCGAUGAGUGCCUCGGCGGCCACUGGGGUCUUCGUGCUGUCCCUCUCGGCCAUCCCGGUCACCUACGUCUUCAACCACCUGGCGGCCCAGCACGAUUCCUGGACAAUCGUAGGGGUUGCUGCCCUCAUCCUGCUCCUAGUAGCCCUGUUGGCUCGUGUCCUCGUCAAAAGAAAACCACCCCGGGACCCACUGUUUUACGUGUAUGCGGUUUUUGGAUUUACCAGCGUGGUGAACCUCAUCAUAGGACUGGAACAGGACGGGAUCAUUGACGGGUUCAUGACGCACUAUCUGAGAGAGGGUGAACCAUACCUGAACACUGCAUAUGGGCACAUGAUCUGCUACUGGGAUGGCUCUGCUCAUUAUCUGAUGUACCUGGUGAUGGUGGCAGCCAUAGCCUGGGAGGAAAAUUAUAGAACCAUUGGCCUAUAUUGGGUCGGAUCUAUUAUUAUGAGCAUCGUUGUUUUUGUGCCGGGAAACAUCGUGGGGAAAUAUGGAACACGCAUUUGCCCUGCCUUUUUCUUAAGCAUACCAUACACUUGUCUUCCUGUCUGGGCUGGUUUCAGAAUCUAUAAUCACCCAUCAGAAAAUUAUAAUUAUCCCCCAAAGGUCAUUCAAGAAGUCCAAGCAAAGGACCUGCUGAGAAGACCAUUUGACUUAAUCUUGGUUGUGUGUCUCCUUCUGGCAACUGGAUUUUGCCUGUUUAGAGGCUUGAUUGCUUUGGAUUGCCCAGCUGAGCUCUGCCGAUUAUAUACACAGCUUCAAGAGCCCUACCUAAAGGAUCCUGCUGCUUAUCCUAAAAUCCAGAUGCUGGCCUAUCUGUUCUAUUCUGUCCCUUACUACGUGAUUGCGCUUUAUGGCUUAGUGGUGCCUGGGUGCUCCUGGAUGCCUGACAUCACACUGAUACAUGCUGGAGGUCUAGCUCAGGCUCAGUUUUCUCACAUCGGUGCUUCUCUUCAUGCUAGAACUGCUUAUGUCUACAGAGUCCCCGAAGAAGCGAAAAUCCUUUUUUUAGCAUUAAAUAUAGCAUAUGGAGUUCUUCCUCAGCUCCUGGCCUAUCGCUGUAUCUACAAACCAGAGUUCUUCAUAAAAACAAAGGCAGAUGAAAAAGUUGAAUAAAAACAUUAUUUUAUGGUCUUCUCUAGA